UUGAUGAAAAAAAGGUCACGAACUCUGACCCUCCCACCAACUGCAACAAACAGUUAAAAUAGUAAUAUAUUGAAGACUAUACAUUAUCUGACUGAACAGAUCCUUAUCCGGUAAGAUAUAUUUACUAAUGUGGACGCACGAGAGAUUCAAGAACGAGACACGAGUGGCCAGUAACGCAGGAAGAGAGGGAGUGUUCAGUAACGGUAGGUCUACAGCAGGGAAGCAACCGUUAGCUACCAGUUAGCAAACAGCUAGCAUAGCUCGUUAGCGCUGUCGUGCGGAGCUCCGCUUUUACAAUUCAAAUUAGGCAAGUAUGCAAUCCAAUUGGUAUGUAUACGCGACUGCACAUCUGGCACUGUAUAUAAUAUUAACGCUGCAUGUUAACGCGUAGCUAUUCGGUAACAGUGAUAUUGUUAACGGGUAUGCUAGUUAGCCAACUAGCUUCGUCAGGUCAGCUAACUAACCAUGUUCCCGUUAGCUGAUGUUAGCUGCACUGCUAGCUUUGCUAGUUAGCCUCCGCAAACUAAACAGCCACAACAUUAAAUUAAGUCCGACUGUGAGACCGGCGCGUCGUAGUGUUAAUCAUCAUUAUUUGUCUUGUCGAUUUCCCGAUUUAAAUGGAAGUCCAGUGCCAGAAUUAAUGCGAAUUUCGCCCCGUUGUGAAAACCGAAGUCCCGCCGUUUGACUCUGCGCUUCGGCAUCAUGGGCCCUGAACCCUAGCGUGCUUUAACCCUUCAAUGUUGACCUUUCACCCACAGGAAAAGAAAUACCUUUAUCUUCCGUAUCGAUUUGAAAUAGCGGGGCUGUCAAGAGCUUGUUUGUGUUUACUACUGCAGCUUUACCACUCAUUCGUUGAAACUCAUCCGUGAUAUUACGCCGUAUUUUAUACGGUACAGUUUCGAGCUAGCGCCUCCUAGAUUGGUUAGGCCACAGACUAACAUAAGUUAGUGGCACGCAUUAUAAUAAAUAAAAUGUUCUACAUUACCUGUCAACACACAUCAUUCCAAGCUAAUUUUGACUUAGUUAACGCUAGCUCUUAAAUGUUAAGAAAUAUGAAUCACGUCUUGGUCAGAAAUAUCUUCUAGCUAAAGGGAAAGAUGACGUUAAUAGCAAGCAUGAUGCAUAAGAGUAGCAUUAGUUAUAACGUACGUGAGAUAAUUAGGUGUUUGUAAGACGUACUCGUUCCUAGUGGUCACCUUAAUAACAGCUCUGAACUAUGAAACUGUGUAUCAAAUUGAAAAUAUUUAAAAUCCGACCUCCGGGUGGCUCGACACACAUCAGCAUAUAAAACAUGCUAUUUACACAUGUGGUAAAAGUUAUAUGAACUGUUUUAUGCGGUCGAAAUUACACAUGGAUCUGAAACGUCUAUUAAAAGAUAAGGCUCAUAAUAUUCUAUUGUUAACAAGAUAUCAUUAAAGACCAAAACAAACAUUUCAUUGAUCUGAUAAAUUAGUAUUGUCAUUGUAGCGUGAUACACCUUAUUCAUUCAUAUCAUAGACCUCCACUGUUGCCCAGAAGCUUUACAAAAAAACAAUUGAGCCCCACCGUUGCACUGGGUGUGUUGUUUCUUCAUUAGCUUGAACAUGGGGCACUGUAGUUUAUUUUGUGCCAACCCUACAUACACUGACCUGCUUCUGUAAAUACUUACUAGAACACUUCAUGUGUACAAAUCUGCUAACAAUCGUCACCAGAAAAGCACUCAAUGUUCUACUCCUGUUGAACAUUUGCUAAAAACUACAUUGCCUCCCUGUUUUUUUUGCUUAUCCUUUAAAAAAUGGGUCUAUAUAAUUGAUGGCCUGUUAAAAACAAGUAUUUGAGAAGUUGUAUACAUGAGUUUUGAUGGCAGUAAGAGAAUAAAAGAACACUGUCAUCCUUAUCCUUGUAGGUAUUCUUUACCUGCCCCAAAGUUUGCUUUAAUACGACAUAAAGUAAAAUAUAUCCUCUCUCUCGGCAGGUGUCCAUGCCUCAUGGGGCGCUGAUGUGAAGACCAUUACAAGAAGGUGCGUGCGGUAUCAGAAUGGAUGGACAGACUCAAAGGAUUCAACUUGUGUCAGCAGACAGCAACAUGGCAUUAGGACACAGAAUCCAGAUUGUAACUGAUCAGCAGACUGGCCAGAAGAUCCAGAUCGUCACAGCACUUGAACCAUCUUCCCCAGGAAAGCAGCAGUAUAUCCUAACGAACGCUGACUAUUCCCCUGGUGGGAAGGUGAUCCUCGCCAAGCAGGAAGGUUCUCCCAACAAGGUCAUCCUCACCGCUCCGGACGGCUCUGGGGUUAACCAGCUGUUGUUUGCCUCCCAUGAUCUGGCUGGGCAGCAGAUUCAGUUUGUGACUGAAGGUUCAGACCAGUCCCUUGUGAAGUCGGUUGUGGAGUACUGCGUUGUCUGUGGGGACAAGGCCUCAGGGCGUCAUUACGGAGCUGUCAGCUGUGAGGGCUGCAAGGGCUUCUUCAAACGCAGCAUUAGAAAGAACCUAGUGUACACGUGCAGGGGCUCCGGAGAGUGUGCCAUCAACAAGCUCCACCGAAACCGCUGCCAGUACUGUCGACUGCAGCGCUGCAUAUCUCUGGGCAUGAAACAGGAUUCUGUGCAGUGUGAGAGGAAGCCUGUUGAAGUGACCACAAGGGAGCGAUCCGUCAACUGUGCAGCCUCCACUGAGAAAAUCUACAUCCGCAAAAACCUGUGUAGUCCUCUGGCUGCCACACCCACUUUUAUGUCUGACAAAGAAACUGCUAGGUCUACAAGUUUGCUUGAGUCAAGCAUGUUGCUCAACAUCCAACAACCCUUCUCCAAGAUGGAAAACACCAUCUUGAUUCCAGCAUCCCCUGACAAGGUCGACCUAUCUCAAGGGGACCUCGGCACGCUGGCGAAUGUCGUGACGUCCCUCGCCCACCUCAACAAGGCCAGGGAGGCAUGUGACGGCGGCAAUGACCUGAUGGGAGACGAGACGCUCAGCAACGGGGACAGCUCCAUGACGGACAUCCAAGGAGAUGAGCAAAGUGCAAGCGAUAUCACUCGAGCUUUUGACACCCUGGCUAAAGUCCUGCACCCUGGUGAUGGCCCAGCGGCAGAUUCCUUGGAGGCCACAAUGCAGCUGAUGUCGGGGGACCAGUCGGGUCCUGUGGUGGAGUUGGAGGGACCUAUACUCUCUGACAGCCAUUUCCCUUUCAAACUUAUGAUGCCUUUGCCUGUGCCAGAGUACCUCAAUGUCAACUACAUCUGUGAGUCAGCUUCCCGGCUACUUUUUCUCUCUAUGCACUGGGCACGCUCCAUUCCUGCCUUUCAGACCCUUGGUGGUCAAGACAAUGACAUUAACCUAAUGAAAGCCUGCUGGAAUGAGCUGUUCGCCCUGGGUCUGGCACAGUGCUCCAACGUCAUGAAUGUUGGUACCAUCCUAAGUGCUAUUAUCAACCAUCUGCAGACCAGCUUACAGGAAGAUAAGCUGUCCCCAGAUCGAGUAAAACUAGUAAUGGAGCACAUCUGGAGAAUGCAGGAGUUCUGUAACAGCAUGAUCAAGCUGUCCCCCGACUCUUAUGAAUAUGCAUACCUCAAAGCCAUCGUUCUCUUCAGUCCUGAUCACCCAGGCAUCGAUAACACACCACAGAUAGAGCGGUUUCAGGAGAAGGCCUACAUGGAGCUGCAGGACUACGUAACCACGUCCUACCCAGAAGACUCCUAUCGGUUAUCCAAGCUGUUGCUGCGUCUUCCUGCCCUCAGGCUGAUAAGUGCAGCUGUCACUGAGGAGCUGUUUUUCGCUGGGCUCAUUGGCAAUGUGCAGAUCGACAGCAUCAUCCCGUACAUCCUCAAGAUGGAGUCCACCGAUUAUAACAGCCAGGCCGUCUCUGGGGUCUGACCCGCCGUGCCAUUUGUAUUUGCAACUUUGGACUGUUCAGACUGGCCAGCCAGCCAGCCACUCAAGAGUGCUCUGCAGAGCGAUCACGAAGUGGUCACGACAAACUGUAGUUAUGACACAGCAUCCAAUGGGAAUUCUGUUUUCAGUCGAACCUUUGCUCUUCCUUCUGACUCCUCAGUAACCAGUCGGUAGAGCACAGCCCACAAAGGGGACAAACACCAAUCAACUCCAGUGGCACGUGAGCCUGCCGGUACCUUCCCAUUCAGGAAUGAACCUUUAAAACCUGCAUAGUAGAUUGCGCUUUUUAUUGUACAUAGUAUUUUAUCGCCUCCAGGCCUUUUUCUUUUUCUGCAGAUUUUAUUUCCCCUUUUGAAGGAACCAGGGUGGUUUGUUUUUCACUGCUUUCCUGCAAGGUCAUGCUUUAUUUUUAUUUUUCGAUUAAUUGUGAAGAAAAAAAGAAUAAUGUGAAUUGAUUUGUGAGAUGUCUUUAUCGCAAAAAAGGUUAUAACCUUUAUUUCUUAUUUGUUUGCUAAUCCAAAGGAUCACGCAGCAUCACGUGUCAACUUUUGACAGCUUGAAGUCAUUGUGUAUAGAUUUGUAUAUAGAAUGCACCGAGAAGGCAAAAAUGGGCAGCACUUGGUAAUUCAUGAAUUCAUCUUUUGGAGAAAGUAAUGUGGAUUGAAGAUGGUAAUGUCAUUUGAAAAUAAAAGAAAACACCUUUCAACCUUGUUUCUUUAUUGUUAACACAAUUGAUCUCUCAGGUUGAUUGGAUGUAAGAAUAGAUAGAUAGAGCUGACUCCUGAUAAUUGUCUCGCCAGAUUCUUUACUUGUAUUCACUGUUGAUGUGCCAUUUGCAAAAGCAAGUGUAACAUUUCAGGCUCUCUGCUCUUCAACACAGUUUUGUUUUUGUGUCAGUAUGUUGGAGAGCAACUGAGGAUGAAUAAACCCCAAAAAUAUGAAGCCAUCCUCAGUCAUGUUGGGAUCAAUUUGCAGGUUGUCAGUCUGUGUUAUAAUAGACUUUCUGUGUGGAUGAAGAGAGAAGUGCUUUAUCGCAGUAAUGUUUUUGUCAUGCAUGUCAUUGCUGCAAAAAUCCUUCAAAUACAAAAACGGGCCUCGGUGCCAGGUAACCUGUUUGUUAAGCACUCAGACAGAGACGUCAAUGUAGUCAAACUAUUAAAAGCAAUAAACAUUCUUUAGUUGAAGAUUAUACCAAGCUAACCAACCUUUAACCUUUGUUAAUCAAAGAGAGAGUAGGGAAUCUCUAGUGUUAGUAGGUUUUAAGUAAAUCAGACCCCAUAGACACAAACAUUGAUUUUGGGGUGAGCACUGGAGUAUUUUAAACAUGGUGUCUCAAAUGUGUUAAUCCACCAUUUGACUGGCUGGCAGGUGUUUAUCAGCCCGAGUUGGGGCUCAUUAGAAGUGUAUUUACUGAGGUUAUCUGGACAACUUUGUAGAGAAAACCUGCACUAGCUCUUUGUUCCAGACUUGACCAGUCUCUGAGUUUAAAUAUAUGUUUUAGAAAACUCUGUAACCACACUUCUUGGAACUUGCCCUUGUUUCUGUAAACAAAGCAGACUGUUUACGUGUUCCUUCUGAAUUAAUAAUGCAAAAUCUAU
Messenger RNA from Anarrhichthys ocellatus (wolf-eel), 5466 nucleotides. RefSeq names its product nuclear receptor subfamily 2, group C, member 1 (gene nr2c1). Gene Ontology annotation, biological process: regulation of DNA-templated transcription. The record is from RefSeq and is a predicted model, not a curated record. Bases 2018 to 3850 code for a protein of 610 amino acids. The transcript has 13 exons. Lineage: Eukaryota; Metazoa; Chordata; Actinopteri; Perciformes; Anarhichadidae. Gene Ontology annotation, molecular function: zinc ion binding; DNA-binding transcription factor activity; sequence-specific DNA binding.